Molecule: messenger RNA, 1338 nt
Organism: Microcebus murinus (gray mouse lemur)
Lineage: Eukaryota; Metazoa; Chordata; Mammalia; Primates; Cheirogaleidae
Source: RefSeq, a predicted model, not a curated record
AUGGGCGGGUGGCGGGCGCGCGGGCCGGGCCGCGGCGCGGCGGUGCGGCGGUGCGGGCAGGGCGCGCUCCUCGCCUGCGCUGCGUGGACCGCCGGCUGGGUGCUGGCGGGCGCGCUGCUGCUCCGCGCGCACCCGGGCGUCCUCUCCGAGCGCUGCACCGACGAGAAGAGCCGGCGCAUCCUGGCCGCGCUGUGCCGGGACUACCGGGCCGGCGCACUGGCGGGGGACCUGUGCGAGGACCUGUGCGUGGCGGGGAGGCUGCGCUACCGCGGCUGCCUGCACUACGAGCCGGGCAAGAAGGUGCUGCAGGCCGACUGGCGCGGCCGGCCUGUGGUGCUCAAGUCCAAGAGCGAGGCCUUCUCCAGCUUCCAGCCCCUCGGCUCGCUGGGCGGGGAGGCGGAGGAGGGCGGCCCCGACGUCCCCGAGGCAGAGCUCCUCCUGAUGGCUGCCGGGCAGGUCAAGAACGCGCUGGGCCUGGAGCUGCCCAACGGCAGCCUGGGGCCGCUGUGGCCGGGCCGGCGGGGCGCGCGGUGGCGGGCCCAGCUGGCCAGCGCGUGGGCGCUGCUGCAGCAGGAGGAGUACGUCUACCUGAGCCUGCUGCAGGGCCUCAGCCGGCACGUCCUGCCCGUGCUGGGCUCCUGCGGCCACUUCUACGCCGUGGAGCUCCUGGCCGCCGGCGGCCCCCAGCACGGCGCUCUCUUCCCGCUGGGCGAGGCCGCGGGUGGCCCCCGGGGUGGCCAGGGCCGGGCCAAGGCCGUCGGUGACAUCGCUCUCAGCUUCUUGGACAUGGUGAACCAUUUCCACAGCGACUUUUCCCACCGCCUCCACCUCUGCGACAUCAAGCCCGAAAACUUCGCCAUCAGGAGUGACCUCACGGUGAGUGGGUGGGGCGUGGGGCGGGCCGUGGGCAGCGUGCAGACGGGCGGGUGGCAGGAGUGGCAGCCGCUGGCCUCACUAGGCUACACCCGCCAUGUGCAGGUGCCGGCAGAAUUCCUGACCUUGAGCCCGGGCAGGCGGGGAGCCCCCAGGGGGAUGAGCUGCCCCGAAUUAACUGCCCACCCUGCUUUCCCGCAGGUCAUCUGCGACAAAAUCUUUCGCCACUGGUUUUCCGCGCCCCUCAAGAGCUCCGCCGUCUCCUUCCAGCUGCAGCUGCAGCUGCGGGACGCGGUGCGGGAAUGCGCGGACUCCCCGAGAGCAGCCCCCAGUGUGUUCUGGAAGCUUCGCCGGCUCCUCCAAGCCGCGCAGAGGGAGCUGCAGGGGGCAGAGAAGCAGCCGCUUCUCCGGCCUUAAGGAUGCUCGCACAGGAGCAGUGACCGUCCAGUGACUCCUUCUGCGGCG